UUCAAAGCUCUGCACGCGUCGUUCUGUUCUACUGUAACGGCGCAGGACGCCGAGGUGCAAGGGGGAGGUUGGAAAUUGUAUAACUGCAGUUAGCUCAUGUCGGAAUGGGAGUCGGAGCGGAGAACACAGAAGCCGUGUCGAAGUUGUCUGCCAGCGAUGCGGGCGACAAGGAGGAGACGGGGCUCGUGCGGGCGCACGCUGUGAAGACGGAACUGGAGCCGACGGACACGGCGCACGAGGACAGAGGCACGUGGGGUCGGCGCCUAGAGUUCGUCCUCGCGUCCGUCGGCUACGCGGUGGGGCUCGGAAACGUGUGGCGCUUUCCAUACCUCUGCUACAGGAGCGGCGGAGGUGCUUUUCUCAUCCCAUAUGUGAUCAUGCUGUUUCUCUGUGGAAUUCCACUGCUCUUGAUGGAAUUUGCCAUUGGGCAGUACACUCGCCUGGGACCAGUACUCACGCUUGCCAAAAUCUGCCCUUUGCUAAAAGGUGUGGGGCUUGCCACUGUGGUCAUUUCCUUCAUACUCUGCACCUACUACAAUGUCCUCAUGACCUGGGCCCUCUAUUAUCUCUUCAACUCCUUUGGCACACCUCUGCCAUGGCAGUCCUGCAACAACACAUGGAACCUCGUGAGCAACUGCUCCACGGGUUUCCCUGGCAAUGCAACUCACCUUUGGUCCUCCAGCCAGCAGUUCUUUGAUUACAAGCUGCUGGAAAUGACCGAUGGGAUCGAGCAGAUGGGGGAGCUACGCUGGGAGCUCUUUGGCCUGCUCGUGCUAGCCUGGAUCAUCGUCUACCUUUGCAUUUUCAAAGGAGUCAAGUCCACUGGGAAGGUGGUGUAUUUUACAGCCACGUUCCCCUACUUUAUACUGUUCACCCUACUGAUCAACAAUGUCCAGCUCCCUGGGGCCAAUGAUGGAAUACUCUACUUUCUGAUGCCCAACUGGGGCAAGCUACUGGAAGUCCAGGUGUGGGUGAAUGCUGCUGCCCAGAUCUUUAACUCCAUUGGGAUCGCCUUUGGCAGCAUGAUCUCCAUGGCCAGCUACAACAAGUUCAACAACAACAUCAUCAGAGACACUUUAAUCGUGGCUUUGGCCAACUCGGCAACCAGCAUUCUUGCUGGCUUCGUGAUAUUUUCAGCAAUUGGAUACAUGGCUCAUGUCCACCAUCUGCCAGUGGACAACAUUGCCACGGAUGGGCCUGGUCUGGUGUUUGUAGUCUACCCUGAGAUAUUCUCCACCUUGCCUGUGUCCCAGCUCUGGGCCUCCCUCUUCUUCCUGAUGCUCCUCUGCCUGGGACUGGACAGCCAGUUUGCCAUGGUGGAGGUAGCAGUGACAUGCCUCAUGGAUUGCGUUGGUCCAAAGCUCCUCAAGGUCUUAAAGCACAAAGAGUUGGUUGUGCUUGCUGUGUGCACCAUUGGAUUUCUUCUUGGAAUCCCUCACAUCACUCAGGGAGGGAUCUACGUCUUUCAGCUGAUGGAUCAUUACACUGCCGUGGUGUCCCUUAUGUUCUUGGCCUUCUUCGAGGUGCUUGCCGUUUGCUGGAUCUUCGGAGUCCGCCGCAUUGCCUGCAUGGUGGAGAGGAUGCUGGGAAAACCUCCAAAUGCCUUCUUCCAGAUCUGCUGGCUGGUUGUCUCACCCCUCUUAGUUUUGUGUAUCCUUAUCUCCAGCAUUGUACAAUACACCCCAGCGAGAUACGGCAAGACGUACACCUAUCCAGCAUGGGCAGAAGUGCUGGGCUGGUUCAUCUCCCUGCUGUCUAUUGUGUGGAUCCCCCUGGGAGCCUUGCAUGAGCUGUGCACCAGCAAGGGCAAACUCCUGCAUAGACUGAAGGCAUCGCUGUUGCCCACAGUCGAGCUGGGUGGUGCCGAGAGACAGCCAGACAACGGGAGAGUGCAGAUGCCAGACUCCGUGCCCUUGAACAGCCCUCUCAGGAAGCUUGGUGUGGACAGCUGAGCGUUGUGCUCUCAGCAGGCUGCUGACACGGGGCUCACGUACACCUAAGGAUUGGUGCAGGUGCAGUCGACAGGGUAGUAGUUUGGGCUGCUGCUUUUGGAGCCGAAGGUUGCGGGU
This is a messenger RNA of Scleropages formosus (Asian bonytongue), 2069 nucleotides long. RefSeq names its product sodium- and chloride-dependent GABA transporter 1. The record is from RefSeq and is a predicted model, not a curated record. The transcript has 14 exons. Lineage: Eukaryota; Metazoa; Chordata; Actinopteri; Osteoglossiformes; Osteoglossidae. Gene Ontology annotation, biological process: amino acid import across plasma membrane; nitrogen compound transport; sodium ion transmembrane transport. Gene Ontology annotation, molecular function: amino acid:sodium symporter activity. Gene Ontology annotation, cellular component: plasma membrane. Bases 105 to 1952 code for a protein of 615 amino acids.